Lentinula edodes (shiitake mushroom) is the source of this 264-nucleotide messenger RNA. RefSeq lists its product as uncharacterized. The annotation marks the transcript as partial. The record is from RefSeq and is a predicted model, not a curated record. Gene Ontology annotation, molecular function: UDP-glycosyltransferase activity. Lineage: Eukaryota; Fungi; Basidiomycota; Agaricomycetes; Agaricales; Omphalotaceae. The transcript is spliced from 2 exons.
CAUCCUGCAACUGGAUGGUUCAUCACUCACGGAGGAUGGAACAGCAUUCAGGAGGUGUUCUUCCAUCGAGUUCCGCUAAUUUUAUGGCCCUGUCAGGCAGAUCAGCCUUAUAAUGCAAUCCUCAUGAGUAGAAAUCAUCAAGCGGCUUUUGAGCUCAUUUCUGUUCGUACUGGAGACCGCGGGUGCGCUUACCCUACAAAUUCAAAGAUGCCAUCCUUCACUCCCGAGAGUGCCAAAGAGAAGUUCAGAGCAUUGCUCAACUAA